CAAGCAUCGUGUGCCGCCGGCUUCGUUCGGCUUUAUGUGUAUUCAGUAUUGGGAUUAACGAAAGGUUAAUUUGUCAUUUUCGUGACAAGCAUUUUCGCUGUGUUUGCCGAUUAUUUAUAUCUCUCGAGGCUGCAGCCGCGAAUACAAAAGUAUCAGAAAAAUGGAGUGUUUAAUUGGUAUUCAGUGCAAAGAUUUCGUGCUAGUUGCGGCGGAUAUGACAACUACACAGUCUAUUAUAGUUAUGAAAAGCGAUGAACACAAAAUCCAUAAGAUUUCCGACAAGCUUGUCAUGGCGAUAUCUGGAGAAUCUGGCGAUACAACGCAGUUUUCGGAAUAUAUUGGGAAAAAUAUUCAACUAUACAAAAUGCGAAAUGGCUAUGAAUUGUCUCCCAAAGCUGCAGCUUGUUUCACAAGGAGAAAUCUAGCUGAUUAUCUUAGAAGCAGGACUCCAUACUUUGUCAAUAUGCUAUUGGCCGGAUACGACGAUGAUUUAGGAGCAGAGUUAUACUUUAUUGAUUAUUUAGCAUCCUGCGUAAAAGUUCCUUACGCGACUCAUGGAUAUGGUGGGAUGUUCUCCAUGUCUGUUCUAGACAGAUAUCACAAAUACAAUUGUACCGAAGAAGAAGCAUAUGCAUUGUUGAAAAAAUGCGUGCGAGAAAUUCAGAAGCGGUUAAUCGUUAAUUUACCAAAUUUUAAAGUUCAAAAGAUAUCCAAGGAUGGAAUCAAAGAUAUGCAGCCGAUUACAGCUGAAAACUUGGCUGUAGAAAGUGCUGCUGAAGCAUAAAAGAAAUGUUUACUUAAUAUUUUUUGGUAGAAACAAUAUUUCCAUUAUAAAAAUAAAAGAUCUAAUCAUAAAAUUUGACGAUGAAAUUAUCAAUGAUUGUAAUUGCUUACUUUUCAUCAAUUUUUGAAAACAAUUGAAAUCAAUGCGUCUUAACUUUUCUAUUCCUAUCAUAUAUACGUAUGUAUGUAUGCACGAUAUUCUAAGAUAUGAGCAAAUAGAAGAAUAAUGAAUUUUUUGUUAAAGAUUUUAACAUACAUUUGUAUAAAUAGGAAAAAUUUUCUUAAACAGGGGACUGUCAGAAUACAAUAAUUUCAUGGAAUGUGACACUACUAUGAUACUCGUAAUUUCUGAUAGUGGAUGAAAAGUGAUUAGUAUUAUCGCUAAUUUGUUACAAUAUAAGUUGCCAUUUUGAAGUUACUUGCAAAAAAACGAACAAAAAUAGGGAUCCGUAUUUAAAAAACGUGCUUUUAGCGUCAAAGUGCGUGCUGUUAUUUAUGAAAUUCUAUAGUAAUGUAACUACACGCUAAAUGCGCGCUAACAUCGUUAUAACCAUAUUCUUGACAGGGCUGAAGAAAAAAAGAAAGAACAUUUUAUUUCUCUACAAAUAGUUGUUACA
Messenger RNA from Trachymyrmex cornetzi, 1400 nucleotides. RefSeq names its product proteasome subunit beta type-2. Lineage: Eukaryota; Metazoa; Arthropoda; Insecta; Hymenoptera; Formicidae. Bases 161 to 784 code for a protein of 207 amino acids. The record is from RefSeq and is a predicted model, not a curated record. Gene Ontology annotation, cellular component: proteasome core complex; nucleus; cytoplasm. Gene Ontology annotation, biological process: proteasomal protein catabolic process. The transcript has 3 exons.